UUCAGUCAUGUAAGACGUCGCUAAAGAAUAUAGCUAUACAACAACUUUGGAAAAGAAUUUAUUCUUCAAAAUGCCGGGAAAUCAUUUUCCGGCAAUUUGUGGAAUAAUUGUAUUACUGACAUGUGCUUCUUCAAGUUUCAUUAACUUUGAACCAGGGUUUGAGUACCAGUACAAGUAUGAUUCCAAUGCAAAUGUGAAAAACAUUGGAGAUUUUCAAGUAUUAGCCAAGGUCGGCUACAUCAACGUCGGAGACAGCGGGGACGGACAGGAGGUCUACGUGAAGGUGUAUACUCUGGCUCUGAAGACCAAACACACAGAAGACACCAUCGCCCACCGUUUGGACUUCUCGAAAUGGUUCUCGUUUGUGAUCACGCCCCAUGGCGAGAUUCUCCACGUCUACCACCCUCCCGACGACGACGAUGAAGCUGUUGCCAUGAAGAAGGGAGCCGCCGCCAUGUUUGCUUCUCGUCUCCACCAGGCCACUGAGAACCAUGUCCAUGCAACUGACGACGGCUGGGGCUAUCACGUGAGAGAGACUGGAAAUGAGGGUCCACACAACGCCACCUACACUGUGCGGCCGACUCUCACAGGUCACGUGUUCACCAAGAAAAGGCACCCUGGCCACCAUCCCGUCAAGCAUGCGACGUCAGAGUAUACCAAGACGUUGUAUUACGACUCUGCCCUUGGGACUAUGCACACCAUUCAGGUGAAGGAAAAGUUACAGGUCAUGCAUAAGACUGCAGAAGGAUACAACCCGUAUGAAAACAGUCGCCCUGUAAAAGCGGUCAACAACUUCACGCAAAUGGACUACCCCGAGAUGUCAGCUCAAGGCACAGGAAAGUUGGUGUUCCUCAGCAGACACAAGGCCGUCAGUAUUCCCAGCAGACCAAAGACAGACAUCACGAGGGCGUCCAUUCAUAUCAAAGAGGUGAAGCAAAAGAAGCCAGCAAUCGAUGUGAAGGAACACCUGCAAUAUGUGAAGGGGAACCUCACGUGCAUGCGAAACGAGCCAGAAAAAGGUUCGAAGAAGUUGGACAAAUGCUUCACGGGAAUUGUAUCUGUUCUCCAAGACUUACCUGACCAGGCGUUGGUUCUCCUUGCUGAAAAGUACCUGACAGAUAGGCCGAGACUGACCAAGACCUUCAAGGACCAGAACCAUAUGUUUGAUGCUAUCGCCAGUCUGACCACAGACCUGUCCCAGCAGCUCCUGCUAGACCUUGUCCUCAAUAGAUCCAGACCCGACUCCUCCCUGGUGAAGAGACUCAUGUUCCACAUCAUCUCACUUGAUGGACCACCGAUAGACAAUAUCAUCACGAAACUGAAGAGCCUGUGUUUUGAGCGCGAUAAGGCCCCCGUGGCUUUACAGGAACAAGAAACAUAUCACAGAAUGGUGCUGGCAUUGGGGGUGGUUGCUAGGCGACUGUUGGACGCUGGGAGGAAGGAGGAAGCGGUUGAUAUUGUCCUGAAGCUGGAGGGAUGGCUAGGAUUGCACGAUCCCUGGAUGUUCCGUCAGAAACGGUCCACCAUGACAGAACGUGAAGUCCUUGAUGACGACCGUUGGAGAGUUAUCGUGCUGGGAUCUCUGGGUAAUGCCGGUCUCGACCAAUCAUUUGAGAUGAUUGUGUCACAUGUCAACACCACCAACUCUCAGUGGGUGAAGCGAGCUGGGAUACACGCCAUGAGGAAGUACCGACACGAAGGGGCAGCACAUCUGAUGUUGAAGACAGCCCUGUACGAUGACGACGAGAAAGUCCGAUAUGAAGCUCUGCUACAAUACCAGGCCCACCCAAAGGCUGCCAUAAUCGCUCCCAUGUACAGACAAGAAGGUCCUAUGAAUGGAUCCAUAUUUCACGUGGACCCCCGCUAUGUUGGCAAGCGGGACAUUGAGGUACACGACCGACACAAAAGGGGACUCUUUGAUGAGAAGAUCGAAUUCAUACUGGCUUCACCCAGCGUAGACUGGAAGAAGAUGCUUGGGUCAACAACCAUUGGAGCGUCCUUUGGACUGAUUAUUAACAACGCUUUAGACUUCAAAAUAGCGCCUCUGAGCGGACACAUGAGAAUAAACAUCCACGAUGAAGCUUACGCCCGCAUCCACCUUGGCUUCUUGGGAAAGAACCUGGAAUUCUUUAUGGGGAGGAUCUGCUUCAAGGGAGGAGCGUCUUACAACCUGAACAUGCUGCAGGAGUACGGCGUGGACAACCUCAAGAAACUGGUUGAGCUCUACGACGCUGUUAAAGGUGAUGCUGCUGGCGCUCUAGGAGCAGGUCUUGAUCUGUUCAAGAGCAUCGUCAGUGGAGAGUUCUCGUUUGCUGACAUGAUAGAAGGUUUCAGGACGGCACUGGAAGAGCUACCAGAUAAGGUUGUCAGUGUUGGGAAGAAGGCAUCAGACGCUAUGGAAGUCCUUGGCCAGCUGGAUGAGAAACAGCUGCCUCCCUUUGCUGAACCUGCCAGGAACCUUGUGUUGAGAAUCACAAACCUUUACAAGGAAGUCAAGUCAUCGGUGCUCAGCUUUUACAAUCAACUGAUGGAGACAGUGACGAUAAUAAUACCCAGGGCAGGGAAGAUGAUCUAUAAAGCUAUCAAGGCUAUCAUUGAUAGCUUUAGGACGUUCAACAAAGACCCCAAACAGGCCAUUUCUACUGUUGCUGGUAACGUCAUCACUAUUGGCCUAGAAGUAAAGAAUCUGGUAGACGCCGUUAACAAGACAAAGAACACAUUAUUUGCGACCAUUGAAACCCCCCCUGACUGGAUGAACCUAGCUUCCCAGGUGAUAGAGAUAGUGGAGGCGGGGUAUAAGGCAAAGAAGGCACUGCUGGAAGGUGGGGAGAAGUGGAUCAAGGAGGUUGUGAAGGGGAAGAGGGACCCUGUAGCGGAGUUUUCCAAGGGGAAGAGUAACGCGACUGCACUGAGACAGGAAGUUGUGACCAUGCUGAAGGACAUUGUUGAUGACGUCCUGGCUCCUCUUGAACCUCUGAAGAAACUGGGAGGGAAGUUCUUGGACACUUUCAAAAAGGUGUUUGAUCUCAUCAACAGUGUGAAGAAAGCUUACAACGCUCUGAAGGAAGGAUAUCGUGCAGCCCGCUCUUUGAUCGACCGUGUCUUCGGCCCCAAGUGUCAUAAGGAGUUCCCCCGCACCCUUCGACUUGCUGGGGGUGGAUGCAAUGGGCGUGGCAGCUACCCCUCCGAAUUGAAAAGUGGAAAGGAAUACGAGCAUGAAGGGAUAGAUGUGACCAUUUCUUCUGGAAAAGACAUUGUGGCUCCGUUUGCUGGCAACAUCAGGCUGUCUGACAAUCCCAAUGAGGUCAUCAUCAUCCCGACUGCAGGAUCUCUGAAGGAAACUGAGGUCAUCAUCACCAACAUCGAGCCCGACAGCUCCUUAAAUAUCCAGCAUCCGGGUGACUCUACUUAUGUCGACAGCCCAGUGAAUGCUGGACAAAAGAUAGGCGUGGCGGCCAACUCCCCGUGUGGGGGUAACGAGCACAUCCACCUCGCCCUGAGAAGAAAGGGUGGCUAUGUCGACCCAACACGCUACCUGGAGGUCAGAUUACCCGAAAUCCCGGAGUGGGUGCAAGAGUGUGACGACUACAAAGUGGUGUUUAAGUUUGAGACUAUAGCUGAAAAUUGCAUCAUCUGUCUGGAUGGUAAGAAGGACAAUGACACCAGUCCAGAGAGAGAAGGAGAGGAAAUUGAAAAACCUGAGGAUCUUGAUUCCUCAAAAGAUCCUACCUCAGUCGCCGACGCCGAAAAUGAAAAGCCAGAUUCCAUGUUCAAAAAGAUGCAGCCUCGAAAACAACAAAUCCAAGAAAAGGCCAAGAAAACCAAAGAUGGUGCUCUGGCAACCCUCUUCCAGAAGGCUGGUGCUUUUAUGAAGAAGUUCUCUAUCCGUAAUCUGAAAAUGGGGUCUAUCUUGGAUCUUCUAGAGAUUCUUGGCCUUGACGAGAGUCAGGAAAAGAUGGCCGAGGUCAUAAGAACAAUAAAGGAGAUGGUCGACAACAAGCCGUGUUUCAACCCGUAUCAGAUGACGGACGACCAACUGAGGACGGAGCUGACAGAGAGAGGGAUGAGGGCAGAGGGCACUCGGGAACAUAUGAUCAACUCCCUCACCACGCCAUCCAACUCCUGUCCUCUCAUGAAGAUCUCCAUGCCUAACAACAUCUACUGUACAUUUGACGACAAAUGUCUUGGGCUGGAAUGCUGCGUACAUUUCAAACUCUUUGUGUUCCGAAAAACCUAUAAAAUAUAUUCAAGAUUUGACCCCUGCGAUUUGAAAUUUUCUGUCGGUGCUGGGAAGUUCAACAAGUCGUUUGGAAUUGACGGUGACCUAAAGGAUAUAUAUGCAGGACUGGAGAAAACAAUUCCGACGAAUGUAAAACUGGAUAUCUUAGGAGGAAUAGAGCUGGUCAUUAAAGUGAAGCUGGAGAAGGAUGACACUGCUGCUCUGAUCACAGUGGCCGCCGGCUUCUGUUCUCAGGAUGACCACGAGAACUGCAUCGCCUUCUUUAACAUCCUUGACGAGUUUCCAACACCGCUACCAAUAUGUCAUCCAGACGGCUCAAUAACCUGGCCAGAGGUUGAUUACAAGGGUCUGUUUGAUAAGGAAUCAAUUAAGAGACGAAUUCGUGAAAGUGCCAAAGAGUUUGCCAAAGAUGCUAUAAAGAAGGGCAUCGAAGAACUACUUGACUUCAUCCCGUGCAUAUCCCCUGAUGCUCCAGGCAAGACAGAUCCCUGUCCCAGACCUGAGGCCCUGACUCGGGAUAUCCUCAAGCAGAAGCUCCAGCAGCGGGGAUUGCAGAUCACGGGCACAAGACAGGAACUGGAGCAGAGGCUCAGAGUUGGACACAAAACUUGCAGAUUGCUGAACAGGACAGUGACCCUCCCAACAAUAACAAACGAGAAGAUCAAUAAGGUCGUUUACAUGGAGAUAGCCCCGGACUGUCUGCGGUUUGAUGCGUGUGUUGACAUUAAGAUCGAGAAGCUGAAUUUCAACAAGGCCGUCAACGCUUACAUACAACUUGACCCUUGUAAAUUCACAAUGACCGUCAACUUUGAGGACUGCACUACGACAGUAAUACUGCUGGGAUACGACUGGGGGAAAGAGAAGACCACUAAACUGAACGACUGGGUUUCCAUAAGAUACACCAUUGACAGAAGUGAAGCAAGGAAGGUUUUUGUGAUUGACAUGGGUCUACAAAUCAGUGUUGGAGCAUCGGAACCGAUUCUGGACAGUUUGUUGAUCGAAAAACUAGAUGUACCUAUUCCCAUUUGUAAUGAAAACUUCUCUCUGCCGGGAAGCGGAUCUCUGAAGAAGCUUGCGGAGGAAAUGGGAGGAAAGCUAAUCAGAGAAGUUGUAGAUGUGGUGUUUCGAAAACUUGGACUGGAUAAAGUUCUGUUAGACGGAAGCUGUGCAGCAUUAACACCCAAACCAGACUGCCCUUGGUCCCUCCCAGACUACAAGAAGCUCCUACCCGGGAGUUUCCGGGACAACGUCAACUGUAAACUGCCGGACAACUGUUUCGGUGUAGAGUGUUGUGUGGACUUCUCCUUCAACAUCCCGCUGUUUGAGACCCCCCUCGUCAAGCACGUCCCCUUCUUCCUGAAGUUUGAGCCGUGUAACUUCACUGUUGAGGUCGGCUUCGGGAGCUACUACCAUAAGGAAAGACUGUUGACAUACAACUGGGGGACUGAAAAUCAACUGCAAAUAGGUAAUGGCAACCCAUCUCCAGUGAUCAUCAAAUUCACGAUCUCCAAGUAUCCCAAAGGUUUCCUCGUUGACCUGAGUGUGCACACGUGCAUCCCUAUAGAUGGUAACAGCUUCUGUUACCCAGAAGGAGGCAUGACGCUAAUGAAUCAGGAGAAGAUACCUGCCUGUGAUGCUAAUGCGCUGGUCGAGUUCACAAAACAAAAUUUCUCAGUUUCUGACUGGCUGCGCGACCUUGACCUUGACAUCAACCUGAAGUCCCUCUCCCAGGCAGCUGCCAGGAUGCUACUGGACAAGUUCGGCAUCUCCGAGUACCUGCUGGACCAGAGAUGCGAUGUGUCUAGACCACCAUACAGCCCUAGUGUUGACGGCUGGAGGAAUGAAUGCCCCAAGAGUAUUGGCAAGCUGCCCAAGCUUCCAACAGAUCUGUACUGCCACCUAGCGGACACAUGCACCAAGAUAAACUGCUGUUUCCACGUCCCCUUUCUGGAGAUGUCCUUCAACGCCGUCCUGAACGUCGAUAUGUGCGACUACGUCAUUUAUGCUGCCAUCGAGAACAAAACUACCACCAUAGGAAUGUUAGGGGUUGAUAUUGACCUUGAUGCUGGUACAUCAAUGAUGCUGGACAUCGCCGAUGUCUUCCAGAUCAAAUUUGGUUUGAAGAAGAAAGACAAGGUUCUGCUCCUUGAUCUUGACAUUGAGGUGUGCUUGGAGAAGGAUUCCUGCCUCUUCUCCACGCCUAUUAUGAAGGGAACCGAAGUUCCACAGCUUGUCUGCGACCUUGAUGCCAGGUGGAAUCUAAAGAACUUCAGUAUAUCAGACUGGGCCAAAGCCAGGGGACAGGACUUGACCAAGGGUCUGGCACGGACAGCUGUGAACCUUUUGUUGGAACAGCUGGGUAUCAAGGACAAGAUGCUGGAUCCACCCUGUAACCGCACCAGUCUCAAGUACCAGCCAGCUGAUGCGGGCAACUGGAAGAAUGAUUGUGACUUGGGCGGCAGUGCUGUCACCCUCCCAGCAAUAACUCUUCCCGCCAACUGCCACAUCAACGACAAGUGUCUGGGGAUAGACUGUUGUCUCCAUAGCAACGUCCUUGACCUGUCUCUUCACACGGCCUUCAACAUUGACCUCUGUAACUACCUUAUUGAAGGCUCCAUUGAGAAGUUCAGCUUUAAGCACAGCAUUCUGAACUCUAUCUGGGGAAAAGAAGAAGUAAUUACAUUCGAUGGUGUUCCUCUUCUCAAACUGAGGUUCAAGAUUGAUCGGCUUCUGUCCCAGCAAGUGUUCAUUGUGGAUCUGUCUGCGAGUCUGUGUCUGGAGGGAGAUGACUGUGAGCUGGAUCUGAAGGUGCUGGAUCAGACACGACUUCCCAUGCCAGGCUGUGCCAAGUUCCAGGGAUUCAAACUACAAAAUUUCUCUCUGAGUGAGUGGCUGAGGGAAAAGGGCGGUGAGAUCACAGCUCAGCUGUCAGCAGUCCUGCUGGAAGAGCUCGGUAUCAAACAGUUCCUACUGGACAGACCGUGUCAGGACUACCUGGAACCGUACAGGGGCGCUGUGGGGGGAUGGAACAAUGCUUGUCCUGAGAACAUCACCCUGCCAGCUCUGCCUCCCAACGUCUUCUGUCACGUGACCGACUACUGUACCGGGGUCACGUGUUGUGUCAAAGCGUCACAGGUCAAACGGAACUUCAAUGCCUACCUCUUCCUGGACUCCUGUAACUACAACUUGAGAGUCGGUAUUGAGAAGCUGGAGUUCAGUCACACACUGUUUAACUAUACAUGGGGUGAAACAGAAGUUAUUGAUCUUGGAGGACUUGUACGAAUUGAAUAUACCAUCAACUCGGGUCAGAAGAAGUUCCUGGUGAACCUGAGCCUUAAGGUGUGUCUGACUGCUGGAGAGGAAUGUCAGUUUACCUUCCCUGUGUUCACAGACAUGAUCCUACCUAAACCAUUCUGUGACUGGGAGGCCACCAAACAGCUACAAAAUUUCUCCCUGAGUGAGUUUGUGACAUCAGAAGGCGCUGCAUUGGCGGACAGACUGACGGACGCCCUGGUAGACAAGCUGUUGGACACUCUGGGUCUUUCAGACUACGUUCUGGAACCUCCGUGCUCCAUGGAUGAGCGAGGCGCAAAUGGUUGGAACUCAGACUGCCCAAAACAGGUUUCACUCCCAACACUACCAGACUCUGUGUCCUGCAGUCUCCCCGACCACUGUACAGGAAUAGACUGUUGUCUCAGUGUGCCCCUCAUCAGUCGAAAUGUCCACUUCAAGGUCGAUCUGGACAUGUGCAAGAUGACCCUCACACUAGCCAUAGAGAAGCUGGAGUUUAGUAGACUGCUCUUCAACUACCAAUUUGGAACACCUGAAUCGUUCAAUCUGAAGGGAAUAUUCCGAGCAGAUUUCACCAUCGACAACCUCGAGGGAGAGAAACAAUUCCUUGUCAGUCUCAACAUCAGUGCCUGUUUCGAGGCUGGAGGGAAGUGUCUGGUUGCCCUACCUGUGUUAAACCAAGCCAGAUUCCCCAACCCUGGAUGCGACUGGAACUCAACACUAUCCCUCAAAGGUUUCUCCCUGAAGAACUGGCUGAGCAAUAACAAUCUGAACAUUGGUCAAGUCUUGACCUCAGCAUUCCGGUUCCAGCUGUCUCUAGCCCUGGGCAUCUCUGAGUACCUCCUGGACCCCAUGUGUGACAGACAGAGGGGGAUAUACAAGGCGGACGCUACAGGGUGGAAUAAUGCAUGUCCAAAACCAAUGACCCUCCCAACCCUACCGGACAGCCUGUCAUGUCACAUCCCCGACUACUGCACUGGACUGGACUGUUGUGUGGAUUUGGUCAGUCUUGGGAUGUCCUUCAACUUCAAGAUCCUCCUGGACACGCGGAACCUUGUCCUGACUGUCGGUAUCGAGAAACUCACCGUACAGAUAUCACUGUUCAACUACAAAUGGGGUGAAUGGGAAAAUUUCAACCUUAAUGGCGUCGUUAGAUUGAGUUUCAAGAUUGACGACCUUGUUCAUGCUUGGAAGUAUCUGAUGAGUCUGAAACUAUCCCUGUGCUUUGAGGCUGACCAGCCUUGUGCUCUCAGCCUACCUGUCUUCACAGAUAUCAGCUUCCCUAAACUGGUGUGGAACUGGGACAACCCUUUCUCCUCGACUGGCAACGGCUUUUCUUUGAAGAACUGGCUAUCUGAUUUGAAGCUCCCAUCUGGCAAGAGACUCGCCGGUCUAGCUGUGUCCAAACUGCUGGACAAACUUGGUCUCACAGGCUACCUGAGUGACCCCCAGUGUAACAAGAGCCUGCCCCCCUAUGCUGGAGCAGUUGGGGGUUGGAAGAAGGACUGCCCUGCCAGUCUCACCCUGCCCACACUACCAGACUCCGUCACCUGUCAUCUGUCAGACCCGUGUGGCUCCAUACAGUGUUGUAUUGACGUGGACUUUAUCGGGAGAUCCUUCAACGUCCAGAUAGGAAUAGACCCUUGCACCUACACCUUCACCAUGGGCAUAGAGAAGCUCGUCUUCACCAGGGCCUUGUCCAGCUACAAAUGGGGUACUGUGGAACACUUCAACUUGAAGGACGUAAUCCGUGUAGAUUUCAUGAUCGAUGAUCUGUUUGGGGAAAAGAAGUUCCUGAUCAACCUCAACAUCAGUGUCUGUUUUGAGGAGGAUUCCUGUCUCAUUUCCUUCCCUGCUCUGAAGGAUGUCAAGAUUCCCAAGUUGAUCUGCGACUGGGACAGUACAGCAGCUCUUGCAGAUUUCUCUUUGUCUGACUUCUUGUCUGAGAUGAAGUCCACUGGAUCAGAGAGUCUCACUUCAGUCAUCGCAGCCAAACUGUUUGAGAGGCUGGAAAUAGCAGGGUAUCUGAAGACACCACAAUGUCAAAAUACAAGCAGCCCUUAUGUGCCUACUGUCAAUGGAUGGAACAACGAGUGUCCAGUUCCUGGGCUUGACCAGAACCUCCCAGAACUCCCUGGUUCCAUGGCAUGUCAAGUACCUGACAUCUGCACCGCCAUUGACUGCUGCAUCUACAUCGACUUCCUGUCACGAGCCUUCAACGUGUUCCUGACCGUGGACAUGUGCACCUAUCAGCUGACAGUGGGCGUGGAAAAUCUGGUCUACAAACGAAUGCUGUUUGAUUAUCAGUGGGGCACAGAGGAGCAUUUUUAUGUGAAAGGUGUCAUUCGAGUAGAUUACACAAUCAAUCGACUGCUGUCUGAGAAGAAACUGGAGGUGACAGCAGCUGUCAGUGUGUGUCUGAAACAGAACGAGUGUUUGUUCUCUAAAACCUUCCUUGACAAAGCCAAGAUACCACAACCCCUGUGUGACUGGGAGGCCAUGCUGAAACGGAGAAAUUUCUCACUGUCCAACUGGGCGUCAGGCAAGGGGCUGUCCUCCACCGUGUCUUCUCUCACGGAUACUCUGAUAUCUCAGCUCCUGGAUGAUCUCGGGGUGUCACAGUAUCUCCUCAGUCCAGCCUGUGACCAGUUAGCAAGUCCAUAUUCUCCUGCUGGGGUAAACAACUGGAAAAAUGAAUGUAGGAGCCGAGCCGUACCAUCCCUACCAGACUCAGUGCGAUGUCACCUGGCCUCCAACUGUUCCACUGUAGACUGUUGUGUCGAUGUUCGUCUCAUCAAGAGGACCAUCCAGGCCAAGUUUGAUGUGGAUGUUUGUAACCUUCAGAUCACAAUGACCAUAGAAAAACUAUCGUACACCGUGUCACUCCUGGAGUACGAAUGGAGAACAGAAGGACAUUUCAUCCUGGGAGAUAUGACACGGCUGGCGUACAAACUAGAACACAUCCCUGCCUCCCAGAAGCUGGUGAUUGACCUGAACAUCAAGAUGUGUUUUGAGGACAACACGUGUGUGCUUGAAGUCCCAGUCUUCUCACAGUCAGAGUUGGUCUAUUCUCCGUGUAGCCCGAGUCUACCAGUGUCGUUUAGUGGUGUCUCCUUUGAUUUUUGGAAGUCUGAAAAAUGUGCUCUGCAAACUUCCGCUUGUCCGGCAUCCCUCCCUGCUGCCAUCUCGAGCACCUGCCGACUGACUGACAACUGCAUGGGAAUCACGUGUUGUGUGGACGUCGACCUCAAGUACCUCGGCAUCUACUCCAUCACUGCCGGCAUCGAGGUUGACCACUGUAAUGACCAACUUGUGUACCAUAUAGAGAACAAAGAGUGGACGAAGAAGCUUCAGGCUGUGGACUAUGACAAAAACCACACUGAGCCAGUUGGCAACGCCAUCACUCUGAGCUACGUGAUCAGCAAAACGCCAUCUUUAUAUGAGGUGUCCUUCCACGUGAAGGUCUGUGCUAUGAACGGGCACGACCUCACCAACAACUGCUACUACUACAAACUCCUGGAUGAAAAGACAUUCCAGAUGCCAUCUUCAUGUUCGCCUGUUGGACGAAGAAGGAAAAGAAGAAGUCCUUUAGAUUUAAUACCCACAGGAGAUGCCAAGCGGAUCCUCAAUGAAGCGAUGAAACAGAAUUUCACGAAUGAAGAAAUCAAGGAUCUGUUUGACAGACUGAAGGCUGAAGCAAAAAGAGAUAGCUCACUGAUUAUAUCACGCACGGAUGAAGAUGGCACAGCGACCAACACUAAGAGUGCCAUCAAGAAGAUGGGUAUAGCCAACCCAGGAACCAUUCUGUACUCAGGGGAGGUCGGCGGUGGCAACGUUGUUCUGGGCAUGGAAGGAGGCGAGAAGAUCAUGAAGGUCCUGGGUCAGGUCACCGACAUCCUGGGUCGCGGGGAUCAGGCGUACACUGUGGGGAAAGGUCUGACUGGGAAAGGACUGCAGCUGCUCGGUGCUAAACUGGCCAACAUGAGCAUCGGGGAGAUGAUCGCAAUGUUUGAUGCCAAGAACAUCGACCCUGAACUUGCUCUUCGUGUGACGAGACAACUGAGAGAUCUGGCUCUUGCCCUGUAUUCCGAGAUCAUCAAUGCUGUCAUCAAUGGCGAUGGAGACAACGCAUUCAGCUCAUUUGACAUUACCCUUCAAGGAGACUUCAGCAUACCCAGAAAAAGCAUCAUUUUCUUCCGCUACGAGUAUUUCUUCCUGAUUGGGGGAAUUGUGCCCAUGACCUUUGAAUUCGGAGCAGGAGCCACUUAUGGAAUGGGAAUAGUCGUAGGAGCUAAGAUCCUUGGCAUGACGGUGUUUGGUCAAGUCGUGCCCUAUGGAAGUGCCCAUGUCUACGGAGAGCUUGGCAUUGGAUUUAUACUGUAUGGCAAACUGAGAUUUGACGGCUACCUCAUGAAUAUUGCUUUCCCAUCCCGGGCUGAGAUAGGGUUCUAUAAGUUUCCACUUGAUUUAAGUUUGACCAUGGAUAUGGAACUGGUCCCUCUCGAGAUGACCCUGCGAGGUCUAGUCACCCUGGAGGUCAACCUCUUGUUCGUCAAGAUCAAGAAGAUAUUGUACCAGGCUGUCAUCUGGCGAUAUGCGACUCCUGUGAUAAGGAAGAGACUGAUAGAUACAGGCAAGAAGGAGGAGGACAAGUCUCCACCACAGUUCCUCAACUAUGUGGACAAUACUGGAGGUUCUGGUCGAAAGAAGAGGGCAGUGUCCACAUCACGGAGCUGCUUAGUGAGACAACUCCCCGAUAGAGACUACACAGAGCCGGCUGUAGAGAUAGCCAUAGCUGCCCAGGAUGACAGGAGUCAGGUCCAGAUCUUUGUGGAUGCUGGGACCAAACCUGGACUCAGUGAUGUGCUCCGAAGAGUCAGUCUUGGUGGACCAUCUACAAUUAUCACUCAGCGAUUUUCCAAGAAUGGCUAUGGCGUCCCCGUCUUUUUCACGGUGUAUGGUGAGAACAGCGCAGGCGCGAGAUCAACCGUGACUUGCAGCAUCCCAACCUAUGACGUCACGCCUCCUGGUGGCAGACUGACAUCAGACUUUAGUUCAACCAGUAACCCAGCUGAGCUGAGAGGAAAUGUGGUGGUGUAUGAAGAUUCAGAUCUGGUUAAAUCUUCCGUGGGUGUUGGACUGGGAAAGGGAAUCUACGGAGAUGAAGUCAUAGCCUACAACUCUGUCAAUCUCAAGGACAGGACCAAUGCUCACUAUGACCCUUCAUCUGAUAAUUUUGGCCACGAAGCGCUGAAACAUUUCACGGGUCUGAAGGACGGCCGACUGAUUGGUCCGGUGUUUGCCGAGUUCUUCAGUAUGAACCAUGCCGGGUCCUGUGUGAAGGAGUGUAUGAAGUUCUCGGAGACCAAAUGUAUGAGCGUCAACUACGACUACGGCCCGAAAGGACAUUGUGAACUAUUAGAGGGCAUUGAAGGACACGACCAUAAAAUUUUCAUUUCUGAUCAGUAUGCUCACUAUGAGAGGCUUGGAGUUGGUCUUGCCCACGAGUUCAUCUACAAGGAUCUGUCUCUACGCCACGGUGUCAUGUACUACUUCAACAUCCACCUCAUCAACGACCUUCAGUUCGAGUCCAUCCUCCAUAGCAAGGGUGUUGUGGUGGAUGUCACAUCUCCUGAGCCGGGUCCACUGGCUAAUGUGAGUCUGGAUGUCCUGGAGGUGACCUCGUGUGAGAGUGUGGUUCCAGAUGACAGACCGGACUGGGAAGUCAGGUGUCGAGGUGUUAACAGUCAGAUAAAGAACCACAGGAUAAUUCAUGACGGCACUGGGUCAAAAACCCUUUUCAAUGGAGACACACCCCUCACCGAUCUCCUGUACACCAGAGCAAACAGAUACGUAUCAGCUAACUGGGACGGCAUCAUGGAUAAAGAGACUGGCAUCCUUGGCUACUCCUGGACCGUGGGGAGACAAAUCUGUGAGGAGCUGAUCCACCCUCAUCAUGACCCUCACAGGCACCUGUUUGACGAAUCAGAGUGGACCAACACUGGCCUCAUUUCCCCCAUUCCAGCUCCUCACGACCCCCUCCCAGAUGGGAAAUACUACAUCACACUCCGUGCCUUGAACAAGGUUAACUAUGGAGGUCCGCUAGUGACAACCAUCUGCCACACAACGCCCCUUGGAAUAGACAACUCGCCACCACUUCUGCAUGAAAUCUAUAACAUCUCCUAUGAUGAAGAUACCUUCUUCAUCAAUGCACAGUAUAAUGCCAGUGACCCAGAUUCAGACAUCAAAGAAGUGGAUUUGUGUCUGGGACAGACCACACGUGACUGUCAUCACAUGGACUGGCAGAGGUCCUCCCACAGUGAUGGCGACAUCACUCGUCAGUUCCAGAUCCCAGGUGGAACUCCUGUCUGGAUUAAAGUCAGGGUGAUCAACAACGUUGAUUUGAUGAAAGUGGGCGUUUCCGACCAUCCGAUCAUAGUCGACACAUCACCCCCUGAACCAGGCGUUGUUUAUGAUGGACCCGUCUUCAGACUUGACCUCAACUUUACCAAGGAUGCUGACAAGAUUUGUGCAAACUGGUUUGGGUUUUAUGAUCCCGAGUCUGGAAUUUCCCACUACGAGUUGUCGGUUCUUGAUGUCACAAACACCACGAUCUCCGAGCCGGUCAGUCUUGACCACAAGACACACGAGACGUGUGUCCAGCUUGACCCUGACAAGAGGCUCGAACACGGCAAGGCCUACAGCUUCUAUAUCACCGCAUUCAACGCUGGCCACAAACAGCUUAACGUAUCGGCAAUGUCAGAUGGAGUGAUCGUGGACCUGACUCCCCCGGUGCCGGGUAAAGUUGUUGACGGUAUACGGAACGGCUUUGACGACGUUGAGUUCAGUACCCACGUUGCCACAGUAGGAACCCAGUGGAGGAACCACAGUGACCCCGAGUCAGACAUCAGAGAAUAUGCAGUACAGAUACUCAGAGCAAAAGGGUUGUCGUCAGACUUUGAGGUAGUAAAGGACUGGAAGACGCUGGGCAAAGACGUCAGCCAGAUCGAGUGGCAUAACUUCCACCUGAACCAUCAGGACGUUGUCAAGACGAAGCUGAAAACCAUCAACAACGCCCUGGGGACUGUAGAACAGACAACAGAUGGGUUUGUAGUGGAUCUCACUCCGCCCAGGAUGGUGUUCCUGGGUGAUGGACGUGAACAGAACAAAGAUGCGGAGUUCCAGCUAUCUAGCACAACUGUGGAAGCCAACUUCCAGUUUAAAGAUGACGAAUCUGGGUUGGACCAUUACAAAUACCAGGUGUAUGAGCUUUACCAUGGGUCAAAACAUCAGAUCUACCCGGGCUCAGAAGGUUGGGAGAUCACCAGCGACCCAGGCAGCACCAGUCUCAGUAAGUCUGGCUUGAGUCUCCGACCAGGCGCCCAGUACAGUGUGAGAGUCGGGGCCGUCAACAGAGCCGGGGCCGUCGCCAUCUACGACACAAACGGUGUGCUUGUUGAUAAUACUCCGCCUCAGAUGAAAUGGGUCUACGUUGGCAUUUUCUCUGGCAAUGAAGAAGAGUUUAUAGACGGCUAUGUUACCCAGUCUGACCCUAGCGGUAUCAAGGCCACCUGGUUUGCCAUGGACAGUGAGAGUGGCAUCAAGUCGUACAUGGUGGCCAUUGGAACCACUCAAGGGGGUACUGAUAUCCUAAGCUGGAAGGACUUUGGUUCUGACAGAGACAAAUACAUGGACGAGUUGACCUUGACCGUGACCAACCUUGACACGAUGACCCCAGUUUACUAUGUGUCUGUGAAGGCGAGCAAUGGAGCCGAUCUGACCAGUGACGUCUUCACAUCAAACCCCAUUCGGGUGGUUGACCAAGACAAGGCAGGUAUUGUCAUCGACGGCGCCGACUCGACCGAGAGAGCUAACUUCAUGGGCAUCGGUAGCGACAUGGACUACCAGAAAGACACAGGAGUUGUGACGGUACAGUUUGCCGGAUUCCAGAGCCACGAGCAUGGUGUGACGUACUAUGACUGGGCGGUAGGCACGACACCUGGUGGCGAGGAGGUGCAACCGUUCAUCAUGGCGGGUCUCAUACAUGAAGAAGCAGAGACCAAUGUUCCUGGAAAUGGUAUCGCCAGCAUGGGGUUUGGCCAGGCUGUUCUACCGCUGUCAUCCGGCAGGACAUACUACACCACAGUCCGCGGCAUCACCAACGCAGGCAACAUCCUGGAAUCUACGUCAGAUGGAUUUACUGUUGAUAUUACGCCUCCUGAAAUCCACAUCGAAAGCUAUGGCUCUGAGAACAACCAGAGCAGACUGACCCCUACCACGACACUGUACCAGACUGAGGUGGACUCAAUCUCCUCCUCCUGGAGGGCUGCAGACAGUGAGAGUCCAGUCAAGAAGAUGUACUACUCUGUGGGGACCUACCCCCACGGGGAGGAUGUCCAGCCCCGGACUGACGUGGAGAUCUUGCUGACCGGCGAGGGGGCGCUACCCACUGGCAUCAAACCCACAACUGAUGGAAAACCAAACAUUCUGACUCUGACAGCCGAAAAUGAACUGGGGUUGUCUGCUAGCAUUAUCUCCCCUUAUCUUGUGGUGGACACCUCAUCACCAACAGAGGGGGUGUUGACAUGUCCAGGCUUCAUUCAGCCGAGAUCUGCAGUGGAGUGCACAUGGACAGGGUUCUACGAUGCCGAGAGUCAGGUUGUAGAGUUUGAGUUCGCUGUAGGCUCCCAUGAGGGGCUGGAGGACGUCGUAGCACCUGUCAAACUGCCGGGAAAUGCUGCCAAACAUCUAGUCUCAGGCUUAGCUGAUAAGGUGACACAUGGUCAGAGAUACUAUGCCAAGGUCAAGGCCAUCAACCAAGUGGGAAUGACGUCAUCUAGCAUCUCCAACGCCAUCAACGUGGACACCACACCCCCAUCGCCGGGCACUGUGGUGGAGUUGAAGUCUGUCUACAUCAUCAACGUCACCGACGAGAUCAUCACCGAGAAACUCAACACCUACAAGUGUGACACACAGGAAGACUGCCUGGCUAUAGACGCGGUGUGCCAGGAGUCUCUGUCCACUGUCAACGUGGCCUGGCAGACCUUCGCUGAUGACGAGACGGAGAUUGUCAAAUACGAGAUAGCUGUUGGCACUUCACCUGGAGGGGGACAGCUAAGGGGGUUCUUUGAGACUGAUGACGUCACAAAGAGAUACCUGUCGGUCACGGGCCUGAUACUGAAGGGAGUGAGACAGAUAUUUGUGACAGUAAAAGCUACCAAUGGAGCUGGCCUCAGCACAAUAUCCACGUCCAACGGUAUCUACAUGUCCUACCUCAGUCAGGGCUUGGAGCCGCUCACUCAUGUUGGAAUCUGGGAUGGCGACAGUCACGAUGGAGACCUUGACUUCCAGACAAGUCUGUCCCGAAUGGGGGCCAAGUGGGACGUGUCAGGUGACCCGUGUCCAGUGGUCAAGUAUGAGUGGGCAAUACAAAGGGCUGACGGUCUGAGGGUCCAGGAGUACUUCAAUACAGAAGGAAGAACUCAUGGCGACAACGACGAGCUGAGCAUGCAGAACAUGGAACGCUACUACCAGUACCUAUGGGUGACCAACGCCAUGGACUACACCUACACCAUCAGGUCGAACGGCAUCACCAUCGAGGAUGACCCCCUGGUGCCUGGACAGGUCAAUGAUGGAGAUGUCAUGGGAUUUGACCUUGAGUUCUUCCGAACUAAAAGUAAAGUCAGCGCCAACUGGGAUAAGUUUGGCAGUGAUGGCAAUGCUGACGACAUGUCAACAGGAAUAAAAGCUGAUGAGGACAAAGAGAAAUCUUCCAACCAAGAAGUCGCUUUCUACGAGGUUGCUGUUGGAACUGACCGCCGUUUCCCCAAAACACGUGACAACGUUGUGCCGUUUGUCAACGUUGGCCUCAACAAGACUGUGACCUUUUACGACCUUGACCUCACCCCCAUCACGGCAAUGUAUUACUUCACUGUGAGAGCACACAGCCGUUCCGGGUCUAGGACUGACGUCACGUCCAAUGGCUUCUCUGUUGGCUUUGAUGGAGGAGUCUCCGCUGGUUUCAUCGACAUGAAGGAAUUUGUCAACGCUAACACUUCCGUAGAUGUACCUUGGGACGGGUUCGAAUCCAAGAUCGGCAUGAUGAUGUACUACGUGGGCCUGUCCAACAACACGGAGGCUGGCAACUAUAGAUGCGGACAGUUUACUGAAAGAGGCUCCAUCACUGACGAUGAACGACAAGGUAUUUUCAACAUUGUGGACCUACAAAAUGUCGGGAAGGACACCUUCAUGAAGUUUGAAAAUCUGUCUCUUGAGCAGAAUGGAGUCUACUAUGCUUGGGUUGUCGGUGCAGACAAGGCCGGAGAGUGCAACGUGACUAGUCACAUGUUCCAGGUAGACGUCACACCUCCAGUCAAAGGCAGGAUCAGAACAGGGCCCUAUUAUGACAUGCAACUGAGUUACUCGGCGAGCAGUGAGAGUCUUCAGACCUACUGGACAGACUUCAGUGAUGAAGACUCGGGCAUCCGCUGCUACCACGCUGCCCUGCUGAAGAGAGCCUCCUGUGACAAAGACUCGGCGGAAGAAACUGUCGUAGAUUCCAUAGAGAUUGAUGUCAACUACACGUCUUAUAAAUUCAUGGACAUCACUAUGCAGGGCAACACUCCCUACUUUGUGCGUCUCGUGGCGGAGAACUUUGCUGGUCUCAAGUCGACAUUAGACUCUCCGCCAGUGCUGUACGACAACUCCCUCCCCUCCUCCGGCCUCGUCAUCGACGGACAUGACUUCACUCACGACAUCAGCUGGAGCGGCUCUGCCAACACCGUCACAGGCACAUUCCUUCACCACCCUGUGCCCGACGUGUCUCCAUGUCCUGUCAGACUGGUCACAUUUGAUGACUCGGAGUGGAAGUACCUGGAGUCAGACCGGAACUACGACAGCAACAACCGUAGCUUGACCUUGACCUACAGGUCAGCCAACGUCCAUCCCGAGUCCGGCAAAGUGGACAUCAAACUGUCCCGAGACACCAAGACUGACACCAUGUUUUCUGGAACCUACUUCAGAGAUGCUGACCUUGUCAAUGGCGGGGAGUAUAAGCUGUCUAUCCGAGCUGCAGCAGGUGAUGGCCAGGCGGUCACCAGUGUCCUGUUCUGGGACGGCCCAGAUGACUACAUCCUGGACUAUGACUACACACCAACACUGGACUGGACCGAGUCUGUCUGUGCCUGUUGCAGGGUGGAACCUGUUAAUGCAUCCUGUACGUGCAACUGUGAUUCUUACCUACAAGCGGAGAGGUACUACAAGAACAUCACCAAGAGAUCUGUGGAUGGGGAUGACCCUGGCUACGAGGUGAAGAAGCUGACGGACGAGGAAAAGAAGAAGCUUCAAGGGACAGGAUCCAUCACUGGCAAGACUGAUAUCGGGAAUCCUAAUCUUAACCCAAGGAAGGCCUGUGGAGUACAAUUAUUUGGAGGUACAGCAGCCAAGUUAGUGGCAUGGUGUGGUUACGGGGACUACCUCAACGAACCUGUAGAAGCAGUGAAAGAUCUUCAACAUGACCCCUCCACAGAUUACCAUCAGUACAUUGUCAAGUUCACGACACAGAGAGACGAAGCAAGGGGAUCAGAGGUUACCUGGUGCAUGGCAGUCUUCAUAGACGGGGAUCUGCUGACGGAGCAGUGUGGAAUACCGCGUCUCUCUCUUGACACCAAACUCUUCCUGGGAGUCUGGAAUCACAAGAACUAUAUUCCUGACACUGAACGAGAUUCGGAAGGACACUUACAAGUUUGGAGUGCUACGGCUUCAUUUCGUGACCUGGUGAUGCCAGCUGACAAGGAGAAGUUGUGUCGCUAUGGCAACCCUUUCCAAGGAGGUAACAACGCCAUUGUUCGGUAUGAGGCAGGAAUCGGGUCAGCUUCCGGUGUCUCUGAUGUAGUGCCGUACCAGCAGGUACAUACUCCGUGUAUCCCCUGUCUGACACCCUGUGACAUGUACACAUGUGACGCAGCUUGUGACAGCUCAUCAACAGACCAGGUCAAGAUCACCCUCAACGACCUCAACCUUACAGAAACAACAGUCGUGGAGGGAGAAGUAGUCCCUGUAUUGUACUACCUCACAGUGAAAGCUGUCCUUGGGUCUGGAACAGAGGCCGUAUCGUCAUCUGACGGCUUCAACAUCGACACGUCACCACCACUGUUUGACACCGACGUCAUGCUCUACAUCGACGUCACCCAGGGCAACUUCACCCCUGUGGCGUACCAGGGAUCCAACGACACCAUCAAGGCGAUAUGGAAGUGCAAUGACAACGAGAGUGAAAUUAUGAACUACGAGUGGGCGAUAGGCAGAGCGCCAGGAGGAGAGGAGUUGCAGACAUUUGUAGCAACUGGGGAGUAUCCUGGAUCGAUGAACUCCGGACUUGAGGGCCUCCUGGAACACAACAAGACAUACUACGUGACCGUCAGAUGUACCAACGGGGGAGGGCUGGUCACAACAUACGCUGAUCCUAGAGGUGUGACCGUUCUGCUUGAGCCUCCCCUUGUUGAUGAUGUCAACACGACAAUAGUGGGUGCUGAAUCCCUUGGAGAGAAAGUGGUGCCGCCAAACUCCAUGAAAACCAAAGACAAAAACACCGUGGGUGCUUCCUGGACGGUGUCUGCAGAUGAGAGUGUCAGGCGAUAUGAUUUCUGUGUGGGGAGUUCCGAGGCCAGCAUCAGUGACAUCUUCCCCUGCACGUGGGUCGGCUACAACACGUCGGGGACGGUUACAGUUGCAGAUGGAUACCUUAAACUAAAUGGCCGUAAUAUCUACAUGCUGAGUCAGUACCAGCCAGGUUACAAUGCCUCGGUACCCGGCACCACGGACAAGUCAGCCUUCACCAUGGCUCCAGGCACAGAGAUGUUCAUCUUCAUGAAGAUGUGUAAUGAGGCCCAGCUGUGCACGACCAAGUUGCUGGGCUCCACCAUAGUAGAGACAGACAAGUCCACGAUGGCAACGUCGUCUGAUGGUUCUGCCGUCACUGUAGAUGUUGGGGGUGGUGCGAGGAGGAAGAGGGACGUUUCAGGAGUAACGGUAUCAACGCCAGAUGGUUUACUAGUCGGUCAGAGCAUUGUGGCCACUCAGCUCACGAAGCUUGACCUUGAGACAGAAUACAAGUCUGACGCCUCUGUGGAGUUUGUCCCUUACAUCACUGACCCAUCUACAUCAACCACAGAAGAUGCCUUUACCGACAGAAUCCUCAGAAAGAGGCUCAACUACCAGGACACAGACUUCUCCUUCUCUCUCACUAGUGUUGGUAAUCUUCCCAUGCCAGGGCCGGUGAAGGUGACCUUCACCUAUGACCCCACGGUCACCAAUACAACCUUGAUGCUGCUUCACUGGAAUACUGAUGCCCGACAGUGGCAACAGAGCAACAAGACCUGUCACCGUGAAACAGACACGGAGGUCAGAGACCCCGUGACUUCUCAAGUCACGGUCAAAGUUUGUAACACAAGGUCGACACCAGACAGCAGCAGUUCCAGACGUCGGCGGUCUGUGUCUGACACGUACUUCACACACCCGACCCAGUUCCUACUGACUUCAGCUCUGACAGAGAUACCAAAUUCACCUCCUCAGCUCACCAGCACCACGUCUCUUGUCAUGCAGGAAGACCAGGGUACAAUCGUAUACCAGAUGACGUCCACAGACGCCAAUGGAGACGUGGUCAAGUACAAGAUUAGUGACAACUUCGCUGUGGCUGAUUUAGAACUGACGUUGUCAGAGGAUGGAUUGAUGACCUAUACACCUGCUACCAACUACUACGGAUCAGUAGAGGUCCCGGUAAUUCUUUAUGAGGUGCCUCAAUCUGAGAUACCACCGGCUGAAACGGCUGUAAACAUCAGCAUCAUCAUCACCUCCGUCAACGACGCCCCAAGCGCCUUCAUCUUCAGUGAUGGAAUCAGUUUCCUUCACGCAGAUCCGGCCCAUCCAGUCCUGAUUCUGCUGGAGCAGGUACGAGUAAAUGACAGCAGCCCUACAACAUACAGAUGGGAAUUCGGUGCGUACGACGUUGACGUUGACGACAACAUGACCAUCUACUACACUCAGCCAUCAAGCGGGACCCUCACAGUCGGCGACGUGAACACCGUGGUACCCUGCUCAUACAAUACGAGCGGCAUCCCCUGUGACAGGCUCAACCUCCCCCAUCCUCCUGACUCCCUCAACUGGGUCUACAGGACCUUCCAGUACCAACCUGACCCUGGUUACCAUGGUUACGAUGAGGUCCGUGUAUACGCACAGGACCAAGCAGGGGUAUACUCGGAUGUCAUCACUAUCAAACCAACUGUUAUGGAGAGGCCAUGCGCGAAUGGAGGAACAUGUAAAAGCAAGAAGGAAAGCGUGUACAACUGCACCAACUACCGCCGUGCUGAAGGUUUUGACCUCUACUAUGAGUGUGCGUGCGCACCUGGCUGGACCGGCAUUCAUUGCGAGGAUGACGUCAACGAGUGCAGCAGCUCUCCGUGUUCCUGGCCGUACGUCUGCUACAACGACGUCAACAGAUACUACUGCGCAUGUGCAAAAGAUAAUCCAAAAUGUGAUGGGUUGCAAGCAUGGAUGAUCGGUCUGAUUGUGUUGGCGGGGAUAUUGAUAAUCAUCUUAUCCUUGCUAGCUUGGUAUCUCUGCAUGCUCAAACGAGGACGUUUCCACUGGUCAUUGACAUUUUACAAGAUCUUCCGUAUCCGACCUAAGGGAUCCAGAACACCCUUUGUCAAUGAAGGCUUUAGUGAUGAUUUGAGCGGAAGUGAGAAAAGCCAUAAGUCCCGUGCGUUAUCCGGAGCGUCCGGCGUGUUCAUGCCCAGUCGGCGGCCAGAUGACCCCACAACUCCGAUGAGGUCAGAACGAUCUCUGCGACCGGUGCCCCAUCUUCACGACCACGAUGCCGCAAGAGUCCUAACCAGUGAGCCACAUCUGGGAGAGGCAAACAUCCGCUUUGUCCACUCCAGACAUCAACUGUCUCGUCCUGACUUCACUCGUGGUGCAACAACGGACCGGCCCAGAACACCAGUCGAGGAUUACGAAGAAAGACCAAGCAGUUCAUCCUCUCUUAUCAGGGGCAAGUCUCUGGGCAGAAGAAAGUCACGCCGUGUCGCCCCCGGCCCCGAACCGGAACCAGACUAUGAUGCUUGAAGAACUCCAGAAAUUAUUAGAUAGUUGUCUUUCAGAAAAUGCUUAAAUGUAACUUACUUUUUGUUAUUUGUAAACACAUGUCGUGCAAAUGGUUGAUUUAAAAAUAAAGGUUACUUUACUGAAUGUUGAAAAAAUCAGCUAAUUAAAUAAUAAUCCCCAGUCUAAUAAUCUAAUUACAAGGGCUUCCAUUGAUGGAAACUGCUGACAGGAUGUCAUCGAUAAAUGAUAUAUGAAUGUUGGCUGUGUGUUUCUAUUAAUGAAAUCUCACAGAUUAUUCCUCUGCUGUUGUAAGAAAGUUUAAAUUAGCGUCAAGACACGCAUAUAACUCGAGCGGACAUUGGAAAGUUGAAUAUGAACUUUGUUGAAGUUAAAAAAGUUAAAAACAUGUAUAUUUUAAUCCGUUUAAGACGGUUAUAUUAAAUAUUCACUUUCAAGAUCAACGCUGAAGAUUGUACUUGCAUUUAUCACAACCGAUCACGCACCAGACAUGAAUGUAUUAAUGAAUCGCAUAAUUGUACUUUUUAAUAUAGUUAUUGACAUUUUUCUCCAAAAUAAAUAUUCUUCAGCAAAUCAAA
This is a messenger RNA of Haliotis rufescens (red abalone), 23226 nucleotides long. RefSeq lists its product as uncharacterized. Gene Ontology annotation, molecular function: protein binding; lipid carrier activity; calcium ion binding. Gene Ontology annotation, biological process: lipid transport. NCBI's taxonomy places the organism in Eukaryota, Metazoa, Mollusca, Gastropoda, Lepetellida, Haliotidae. Bases 71 to 22651 code for a protein of 7526 amino acids. The record is from RefSeq and is a predicted model, not a curated record. The transcript is spliced from 140 exons.